AUGGCUCCCAAGUUCAAAGAUGGGGAUGCCGUUGUGGCGAUCAGUGGUAAAUGGGUGUCAUGGACACAUACAGCGGUCGCCUAUACGGCAUUCCUGAGCGCUCUUGUAGUGGGAAUGUCCCUGCAUUUCCACAAGAUCGUGCAGAACGAACACUAUGGAUAUCCGGAUGAAUGGUUCCCAUCUGUGUCAGCUACGAUUGGGGAUCGGUACCCGGAACGCUCAUUCUUUCAAGUCUUCAUCGCCAUUACCUCCGGUCCUCGAUUCGCUCUCGUUUUCCUUUGGUACCUUCUUACUGCACGGCCUAACUCGACUCUUCCCAAGAUCGUUGCUGGUGUUGGGCUGUUCCGGACUUUCACCUGUGGUGGUUGGACAUAUGUCACGUCUACCGAUGACCAUGACUGGCAUGAUAUCUUCAUGAUCUCUUACCUCGUCGCGACAUUGCCUUGGACCCUCGGUUGCCUGGCACUCAGCCCCAACAAUCGCCGCGCCGUGAAAUACAGAAAGAUCAUGGCAGGACUGUUCUUUGGCACCCUAGUACCAUUGAUCUACUACUUCAUCCAACACAAGGUGCACAAGGUUGCUGGUGCAUACACGAAAUAUGCCUUCUUCGAGUGGUCUCUCAUCUUGUUCGACGUGGGAUUCGAUGCGGUUACGGCAUUGGACUUUGAUGCAUUUGAGAUUGUGGUGAGGGACGUGAAAGGGGUUAGCAGAGGGCAGUUGAAGACCACUGCGGACUCUGUUCUUGAGAAAGAGAAGGGCAAGCCUGUUGGAAACACCUUUGGCGAGGGUUUCUUCUGGUCUGAAGUCCUGGACGCCGCCGCAGACGUCUACAACGGGUACGUCUUCUGGUCCAUGGCGACUGCUCUCGGACUUCUUGUUUGGUAUUUCCCUCUUUGGCACAUGGGUAUCUCUGGGUAUGAGGCCGCUAUUAUCGCGUACAUGUCACCUCUCCUUCUAGCAAUCCCUACUCUGAAGACCGCGGUGGCCAAGUACCCACGACUUUUCCACUUUCUGUCACUUUCUGGACUGCUCGCCUACAAGGUGCAGAAUCCUACCAACAGACUCUUCGUCACUACUUUCAGUGUUGCCUGCAAUGCUCUUACAUGGUCCGGUAUUUUCCACGCGGAGAAGACCCAGAGCUCCCGCUUGGAGUCUCGGAUCCUUGCCUGGGGCAUCGGUCUGAUCAUGUCUAGCGUCGCCAAAUUUGCAUGCAGCACCAACAAUCCUGUCUGGCCCACUAUGCAUGCGGAGAACGGUGGAUGGAACAAAAUGGGUCUGCUCCUUGGUAUCUUGGCUGUUCUCCGAUCUCACAGGAAGCCUGUACCAAGUGGAGGGGACUAUUUCCCCUCUACCGGCAAGAAAGGUCCUUCCCUGUUGGCCGCAUUCGGUAUGGGUGGCCUUCUGUUCGCCAUGCACUCUCUUCUGUCUGAUUCCAGCACCAUGAUUUCGUGGGUCUGGGAGGGAUAUCCGGUGAGAGGACCGAUCGCCGUGCCUCACGGUGUGCUUACAAUCUUCGCAAUGGGGGCCGGUCUCGUAUAUGGUCUCUUCUGCCCUCGCGUCGCUGGAAGCUGGACUGCUUUCGGUAUCGGUUCCCUCGGAGCUGCGCUACUUACAUGUUACAGCCACUGGACUGGAUUCUAUGGCGGCUUGGUCCUUGCGUUUUAUGUCAUGGCCGUUGCCCCCGUUUUGGUCUCUUCGGCUGCUCGUCAUUCUCCCGCCACAACGUUCGGUCUCGGAGGCCUUGUCUACGUCUUCCUGAUCCUCUUCCACGUAUGGGUUGUUGCUUAUGCGUUUGUUCCCGGCGGUCCGCUUGUUAGAGAGCACACAGACUGGCUCGUGGCCUCCACUAUGAUCUCCAUCGGGGCUGGAGUCUUUUCUGCCGCAAUUACAAACUCUUCUACCCCGAAGGCCAAAACCAUCAACCCGAACGGCAGGAGGCAGCGGUCGUACUACGUAUAUGUCCUCGCCGUUCUGCAGCUUCUUUCUAUUGCCAUAGCAUAUCUGCGAUUCCCAACCAACGACUACACACCGUAUCAUAAGGAGGACAAGGUUGCCACCCUCGGUAUCUGGACGGUUCACUUCGGUCUCGACAACGAUAUGUGGUCUUCUGAGCGACGUAUGCGCGAUGUCAUCAAGGAGCUUGAGAUUGACGUGAUCGGUCUGCUGGAAUCUGACACCCAGCGCAUCAUCAUGGGUAAUCGCGACAUUAGUCAAGUUUUGGCGGAAGAAUUGGGCAUGUAUGCAGAUUUCGGACCUGGUCCCAACAAGCAUACAUGGGGCGCUGCUCUACUCUCAAAGUUUCCCAUCGUCAACUCAACCCACCAUCUGCUUCCUUCGCCCGUUGGAGAACUGGCGCCCGCUAUUCACGCAACUCUGGAUAUGUAUGGUGAGCUAGUGGACGUCGUUGUCUUUCAUUCUGGACAGGAGGAAGACCCCGAAGACCGUCGCCUACAGUCCCAGUAUCUGGCAAAACUCAUGGGCGAGUCCCCUCGUCCGAUGGUUUUGCUGAGCUAUCUGGUCACCAAGCCCCUUGAAGGCAACUACAACACGUAUGUCAGCGAGCUCAGUGGCAUGAAGGACAUCGACCCUACAGACUGGGACCGGUGGUGCGAAUACAUUCUCUACAAGAGACUGAAGCGGACAGGCUACGCCAGAAUCAGUCGGGAUAGUAUUACUGAUACUGAGAUUCAGGUUGGCAAAUUCGUCAUCGGAGAGCCCGAGCCCGAGAACGAAGUGCGCAUUCCCGAGGAGAUGAUCGCUGAGGGCCGUCGAUUCCCCGCGAUGUUCCGUGGCCAGGGUGUCCGUGGUCACCGUUACCACGUUUUCGAUGAGCCAAGAUACUGGCAAUAG
Aspergillus lentulus is the source of this 2850-nucleotide messenger RNA. Its product is annotated as protein cwh43. Gene Ontology annotation, biological process: GPI anchor biosynthetic process; fungal-type cell wall organization. Lineage: Eukaryota; Fungi; Ascomycota; Eurotiomycetes; Eurotiales; Aspergillaceae. Gene Ontology annotation, cellular component: endoplasmic reticulum. The record is from RefSeq and is a predicted model, not a curated record.